GGAGCUCCGAUGACACGCGCUCUCUUUCCGUCUUUCACGUGCCUGACUGUCAGGCCCGGUCACACUGCGCAUGCUCAGAGGCAGUGCCCCUGCAGUGUGUGCGUGCUGGCGCAAAGCGCGGCCUUCCGCUCUGUGCUCGUCCUCAUCAUCAUCAUCAUCAUCAACAACAACAACAACCGGACAAAGUGAUUACCGGCUCCCGGUGCGCUGAGACACCCAGAGGAACACGCUCACACCGGCCCGCUGUGACGAUGACGGAGACCGUAAAGUACGUAGACGACGAACAUAAGAGCAUCUUCCUGAAGCUGCUGAACGAGCAGCGCCUGGAGGGCGAGCACUGCGACAUCGCCGUGGUGGUCGAAGAUGUCAAGUUCCGGGCUCACCGCUGUGUGCUCGCCGCCUGCUCCAACUACUUCAAAAAACUGUUCAAGAAACACGAGGUAGACAACUCGUCCGUGAUUGAGAUCGACUUCAUCCGCUCAGACAUCUUUGAGGAAGUGUUGAACUACAUGUACACGGCAAAGAUCUCCGUCAAGAAGAGAGACGUCAACCUCAUGAUGUCAUCAGGCCAGAUCCUCGGCAUCCGCUUCCUCGACAAACUCUGCUCUCAGAAACGAGACGUGUCAUCAGAGGACAAAGACAAGUUUCCCUAUGACAUCGUAAAGAUGGCGCUGCCACCUGAGGCUCAGCUGGCUGCUGAUGCUGAGGUACUCGGGGAGCACGAUGACACACCCACCACGGACGACCUUGUUGAGGCAUCAGCCAAUCAGGAGCUAGAUAAGUCUCCCAGUGCAGCACUUCGUGUGCAGGAAGCCAUCCUGAAAGAGCUGACCAAUGAGGAUGUACACAAGGUGACCUGCUACGACCAGGAUGUGGUGACAGAGAUGGAGGCGGAGCCUAAAGAGCUGGGGGCGGAGCACCACUCCACCCAGACGCUGACAUUUGCAGACAGUAUGGGGGAGGUAAAGGACGAGCAGCCGCCCGGCUGGACGACGGCGACGACAGACAUGAAGUUUGAAUACCUGCUGUACGGACACCGAGAGCAGCUCGCCUGCCAGGUGUGUGGGAAGACCUUCCUGGAUGAGAGUAGACUCAGGAAACAUGAGAAGCUUCACUCAGCAGAGCGUCCGUUCGCCUGUGAGAUCUGCACCAAAGCUUUCACCACGCACGCUCACCUGAAAGAACACCUGAAGAUCCACACGGGCUUCAAACCGUACAGGUGUGACGUUUGUGGGAAAUCGUUCAUCCGAGCUCCGGACCUGAAAAAACACGAACGGGUUCACAGCAACGAGAGGCCAUUUGCCUGCCAGAUGUGUGACAAGGCAUUUAAACACAAGUCUCACCUGAAAGAUCAUGAGAGGAGACACAGAGGAGAGAAACCAUUCGUCUGUCCUUCCUGCACCAAAGCAUUCGCCAAGGCGUCAGAUCUGAAGCGUCAUGAGAACAACAUGCACAGUGAGAGGAAACAGCUGAAUCCACUACAGAGCGACACAGAGACGCUGCAGGCCGCUGCUAUGGCUGCUGAGGAGCAACAUCUGGACACCAUCAGCUGAUCUGAAACAUCUGGACACCAUCAGCUGGUCCUCAUCAGUGUAAUUAAAUUUGUGUUGGCUGGUUGUUUUCAGACUCUGUCAAAGUGUUUUGUUUUUUUAACAUGGACUGAUGACCUCAGCGAUCAUGUGAUAAACAUGUUAAACAUGGACUGAUGACCUCAGCGAUCAUGUGAUAAACAUGUUAAACAUGGACUGAUGACCUCAGCGAUCAUGUGAUAAACAUGUUAAACAUGGACUGAUGACCUCAGCGAUCAUGUGAUAAACAUGUUAAACAUGGACUGAUGACCUCAGCGAUCAUGUGAUAAACAUGUUAAACAUGGACUGAUGACCUCAGCGAUCAUGUGAUAAACAUGUUAAACAUGGACUGAUGACCUCAGCGAUCAUGUGAUAAACAUGUUAAACAUGGACUGAUGACCUCAGCGAUCAUGUGAUAAACAUGUUAAACAUGGACUGAUGACCUCAGCGAUCAUGUGAUAAACAUGUUAAACAUGGACUGAUGACCUCAGCGAUCAUGUGAUAAACAUGUUAAACAUGGACUGAUGACCUCAGCGAUCAUGUGAUAAACAUGUUAAACAUGGACUGAUGACCUCAGCGAUCAUGUGAUAAACAUGUUAAACAUGGACUGAUGACCUCAGCGAUCAUGUGAUAAACAUGUUAAACAUGGACUGAUGACCUCAGCGAUCAUGUGAUAAACAUGUUAAACAUGGACUGAUGACCUCAGCGAUCAUGUGAUAAACAUGUUAAACAUGGACUGAUGACCUCAGCGAUCAUGUGAUAAACAUGUUAAACAUGGACUGAUGACCUCAGCGAUCAUGUGAUAAACAUGUUAAACAUGGACUGAUGACCUCAGCGAUCAUGUGAUAAACAUGUUAAACAUGGCUGCCGUCUGUCUGUUUGUAUUCACAGCAGCUGUUUUUUAGUCGAUUUCGACGCUGUUGGUUUGUGUUGUAAAUAAACGUUCUGUUCAGUUUCAUGAGCAGAGCUGCCGUGUUUUAAAGCACA
This is a messenger RNA of Larimichthys crocea (large yellow croaker), 2555 nucleotides long. It is a transcript of the gene zbtb14, whose product is annotated as zinc finger and BTB domain containing 14. The transcript is spliced from 10 exons. The record is from RefSeq and is a predicted model, not a curated record. Lineage: Eukaryota; Metazoa; Chordata; Actinopteri; Sciaenidae. Gene Ontology annotation, biological process: regulation of transcription by RNA polymerase II. Gene Ontology annotation, molecular function: protein binding; RNA polymerase II cis-regulatory region sequence-specific DNA binding; DNA-binding transcription factor activity, RNA polymerase II-specific. The coding region runs from base 252 to 1553 and encodes 433 amino acids.